AUUUCAGCGACGCAGGAAGCCUCAUGUCUCGACUCCUUCAGCUUCCAGACGAAAUUGUUCUCCUCAUUGCGCGUGCACUCGAUUCAACACGCGACAUCAACGCCCUCGCCCAAGCUUGCAAGUCGCUCUACUACAGGCUCAAUCCAGUACUCUAUCGCCGCGAUCGCAGCCAGGGCACCAAAUCAGCCUUACUAUGGGCAGUCCGCAGAGGUAUCCCCGAAAUUCUUCAGCAUGUUACCGAUGCUGGCACUGUGCCUGUAGAGGAGGAGAUACCGCUGGUACACAUGGCCGCGCACUUUGGCCACCCCAACAUGGUGGACUUGCUACUUAGCGAAUACAACUGUAGCCCGGAAGGCGAUGAUGGACGUGGUUUCACACCGCUCGGUCACUGCUUUGGGCACUCAGAAAUCGUGCAGAUACUCCUCAGGCACGGAGCCAAUCCUUCCAAAGCGUGCAACCCGGACGGUAUCCUGCCACUUCAUGACGCCGCGGCAAGGAACAACGUGGAAACUGCGGAGUUGCUGAUUGCUGCUGGUGCCAGUGUAUCGGAUGCAACCUCGGCCUCCUAUGAUUCUAGUGCAGGAUUCACGCCGCUUCAUUCCGCCGCAUGGUUCGGAUCGCUUGACACAGCCAAGCUCUUCCUCCGUCACGGUGCCAAUGUCAACCAAGCAGCAGAAACAUCUGCCAAAACACCAUUGCAUGAGGCUGUUCUUGCAAGAAACGCAGAUGUGGCCAUGCUUCUUGUCGAGAAUGGUGCAAACGCAUCCCUGGUUGCUACUUCCGGCUAUCGGUCAUGGAGAGCGGUUGAUGCUGCAGUUGCAGAGGGCCAAGAGGCCUUAGUCAAGCUUAUAAUUGACAAGGGAUUAGACCCCAACGUUCGACAGCCAAACGGCGACCACUUGAUCCAAACCGCCGUGGAAAAGGGUAGAUUGAAAAUGGUCAGACUCCUGCUCGACAAUGGCGUCCAACUCGAUGGACCAGCAGCCGCCUUGGACGAUGAGGAAAAGCUGGCAUUACUAAAACUGGCCAUCGAGCGAGGAAGCGUCAACAUAGCCAAGUUGAUCAUCACCAGAGGCGGUGGUGGCCUUGAAAAAAAGACUGGAGCAGCCGAGGUGACGCCAUUGGGAUUAGCAUGUUCCCUGGGGAGCAAGACGCUCGUCUCUCAACUAAUAAAAGCUGGCGCAGAUCCUCUCUCCGUCGAUGAAAACGGCGUUACAUUACUACAUUACGCUCUCAUGUCGGGAGAUACUGAAAUUGUCCGCAUGAUACUAAAGCAAGGCCUAGAUGUCGAUGCCCGGGACAUCAAUGGCCAGUCAGCCCUAUUCUACGCCAUGGAUCAAGAUGUCAGCCUUGCCAAACUGCUUCUGGAUCACGGUGCCGACCCUAUUUUUCUCGACAAUAACAACAAUACAACAUUAUUCAAUGCUGCUGGUGGACCCGAUCUUGGCGUCUUUACCCUGCUGCUUGAAGCAGGCGUUGACCCUAAGCAGGCAAACGUUGCUGGUUCGACUCCGCUCCAUUAUGCUAGCAGUAAAGGCCACUGGGAACACGUCAGGCUGCUGCUGGAUGCCAAUGUGGACACGGCAGGGAUAAAUAGCGAAGGGGUAUCGCCGCUGUCCGCUGCCGCAGCCGCAGGGAACGAAGCCAUUGUCAAGAUGCUGCUGGAACACUCUCCCAAUCUACUUCAACUAGAGACCCAACCAACCUUAGGAAACGCGCCCCUUAUGCAAGCAAUCGAAGGACAAAAUCCAGCAGUGGUUGAGCUGUUGCUCAAGAGCGGUGCAAGCCUUGCAGUGCGCAACUCUGCCGGCCAGACACCGCUGAUAGUUGCGGCCAAGUUUCCUAGUACAGAGGUUGUCAAGACAUUAUUGGAUGCUGCGGGAAGGAUAGAUCUGGACGAAGCUGAUCUUGAUGGAAGGACAGCAUUAUUUUUUGCUUGUUGGUUUGAACGGAAAGAAACGCUUGAUCUUUUGCUCGAGCAGAAUCCCCAGCCCAAGUGUGACGUGCAGGAUCGGUAUGGCGCUACCCCCCUGAUCAUGGCGGCGCGCAACGGUCAUUUUGAGGCGAUGCUCAUACUAUUGGGCGGACACUACGACGAUCUGACUACGAGAGAUGUCUUUGGACAUGAUGUCUUUUACUGGACAGCUCAGCAUAGUGAAGAGGACCCCAUGGUGGACCUUGUUCGGGGGUUUGCAACGGCCGUUGGCGCAGAAAUGCCUGAAGGGCCGGAUGCUGAGCAAAAUAUGGAGAAAUUCACAGAGAUAGGGUGUUUGUGCGAUAUAUGUGGAAGAUGCUUGACGUCUGCGUCUUCGGGAUAUCCGCAGGCUUCGGAAUGUAAGCUGUGUAAUGUUGGAGAUGUUGGUUCGGGGUUUAUAUGCUGCUAUGAUUGUGUGGACAAGGGGCAGACGUGUAGAGAUGGAGAUCACGAGUUGGAAUUGCAUGAUUGCAAGUGCGAAGACGAAGCAGAAAAUGAAGCGGAAGAAGAAGAAGAAGAGGGAGAGGGAGAAGAAGCCGAAGAAGGUGAAGAAGAAGAUGAAGGGGAAGAAGAUGAAGGGGGAGAAGAUGAAGGGGGAGAAGAUGAAGACAAGGAUACCGAUGGUGACGAUGAAGAUGAAGAUGAUGAAAACGAAGACAUGCGAGAUACAUAA
Molecule: messenger RNA, 2648 nt
Organism: [Torrubiella] hemipterigena
Lineage: Eukaryota; Fungi; Ascomycota; Sordariomycetes; Hypocreales; Clavicipitaceae
Source: the annotation of a GenBank genome assembly